Messenger RNA from Ornithodoros turicata, 1866 nucleotides. RefSeq lists its product as uncharacterized. Gene Ontology annotation, molecular function: nucleic acid binding; zinc ion binding. Bases 1 to 1866 code for a protein of 621 amino acids. The transcript has 2 exons. The record is from RefSeq and is a predicted model, not a curated record. Lineage: Eukaryota; Metazoa; Arthropoda; Arachnida; Ixodida; Argasidae.
AUGACGUCUGAAGACCAGAAGUCCUCCGGAAUAUCAUCAGCUGCGUCUAUGUCUACAAGCAGCGCUCACAGGGCCAUGGCGCUAAUAGGGCAAGUAGAGCCUUUCGACGAAUCUAUUUCUCAUUGGCCGUCAUAUGAAGAGCGGUUAAAGUCAUUUCUUCGUGUCAACCGCAUCCCCGACAAUGACCAUGUUGACGCCUUUUUGAGCAUUGUGGGAGGAAAAACGUUCGAGUUGUUGAAGAACCUGUGUUCGCCGGAAUUGCCCGCUUCCAAGACUCUGGACGAGUUGUUAAAAGUGCUGAGAGACCAUUUGUCUCCGAGACCCUCCGUUAUUGCUGAACGUGCAAAAUUUCAUAACCGUUCACAGCAAGAGAAUGAGACGAUGGCCGAAUUUGUUGCGGAGCUAAAACACCUGGCAGAACACUGUAAUUUUGGGAGGGUGUUAGACGAAAUGCUUCGGGACCGAUUUGUGGCAGGACUUCUACGAGUAGAUAUUCAGAAAUCUUUGUUCACGGAAGACGAUUCUUUAAGCUUUAAGAAAGCGGUAGAGAAAGCAUUUUCUCUGGAACGUGCAACGAGAAAUGCUGCUGAAUGCCACGUUAGAAAGCCAAAUUCGUUUGAGUCAGGACUACAGAAAUUCAGCACGCAAAAAGAUGCCAGUGUGAAGAAGAGUACAUGCCAUCGUUGUGGUUCUGAAAGGCAUGCAGCCCACCAAUGUUCGUUCAAAAACGCAACAUGCUUCAAGUGUCGAAAAAUUGGGCAUAUAGCGGCUGCCUGUGCUAGUGUAAAACGCCAAAAUAAUCAGCAUAAGCGUACAAGUCGAAACACGCUUAAGAAGUUGUCGCCUAAUGCGGGGACCACGCAAAGUGUAUUGAAGUCUUUAAACAGCAUGAAAGGUCCAGAACCUAUUACGUUUGACAUGGAAAUCGAACGAGUGCCUUUGCGUAUGGAGUUGGACACGGGAGCUGCUGUCUCCGUUAUCUCAUGGAAAGACUUCAAGCAAAAGUUUCCAAAGUUAAAGUUACUUCAAACGUCGUUGCAACUGAAAACGUACACCGGAGAAACAGUGAUUCCUUGCGGUUUAGUUAACGUCAGUGUUAAUCACAAGGACUUUCAAGGUGUCCUUCCAUUGCACGUGCUACCCCAAGCGGGACCACCGUUAAUCGGCAGAGACUGGUUACGGCAAGUUCGUCUUGAUUGGCAAAGUUUACAUCAAGUGAAAGUAGCUGAAAACAGAAGCGUGACGCACCUUCUGCAAAAAUUCAGCCAUAUCUUUUCCGAUGAUGUGGGAAUGAUAACGAAUGACUGUGCUACACUCAUUUUGAAGCCAGAUGCGACCCCACGUUUUGUGAAAGCAAGAAGUCUCCCGCUAUCCUUAAAACCAGCUGUUGAGAAGGAAAUAGAACGAUUGAUAAAGAAUGACGUUUGGACUCCAGUACAGACAAGCGAAUACGCGACACCGAUCGUACCCGUCGUGAAGAAAGACGGGGGCAUACGUCUCUGUGGAGACUAUAAGGUUACACUAAAUCCUCAACUGGUAGCAGAGAGCUACCCGCUGCCUCGAAUAGAUGAAAUGCUUGCUGCGUUAGCCGGUGGAAGGUACUACUCAAAAAUCGACCUCAGUAGGGCCUAUUACCAAGUUGUGAUGAGUGAACAAUCUAAACGUCUUCUUACUGUGAACACACAUAAAGGGUUAUUUGCGGUCAACCGUCUGCCCUUCGGUGUGGUGUCUGCACCAGCGCUUUUUCAGCGAAUUAUGGACAACAUGCUAAAAGGAUUGAACGACGUCGUCUGCUAUUUAGAUGAUAUAUUGGUCAUGGGAAGAACGCAAGAGGAGCAUUCGAAAAACCUGGAACAAGGAUGGUAA